Molecule: messenger RNA, 1872 nt
Organism: Microthlaspi erraticum
Lineage: Eukaryota; Viridiplantae; Streptophyta; Magnoliopsida; Brassicales; Brassicaceae
Source: the annotation of a GenBank genome assembly
AUGGAUGCACCACCAAGAUGUCCUCGCUCUGAUCCUGUUCACCCUCACAGUCUUUGCCGUCAAGACAACCCUCCUCUACGAGAAUGUUGUUGGUGCGGACCAGAUGCUCAAGAGUUUGUCGAUGGUGGCUGGCAUUACAGUUGUGAUAUUUGUGAUCUUGUGUUCCACGACGACUGUAACAUCUUUCUGCCGGGUAUAAGACACCCUUACCACCUCAACCACUUCCUCUACCUAACGUUUGAAUACGCAGACAUGGAAUUCAAGCCAUGCCGAAAUCAAGAUGAGUUCAAUGAAGCACACAACAAGCUACAGUCUGCAAGUCCUGAAUCCUUGAAAUCAUGUGACUGGUGUGGAAAAGACCUCGGGGUACUUUAUUACCGCUGUCUUGUUUGUGGUUUUAGUUUGGAUGAUUCUUGCAUCAAGGAAGAUCCUCUUUUUACCAUCACAAACCCAAAGAGCCAUCAACACUCCCUCACCUUAUUUCCAAGACCACUCUUGGUACGUUGUAGUGCGUGUGGGUUGGGCGACCAUAAACAGGAUCCGGGUUAUCUUUGUCUACCAUGCAACUAUGUUGUCCAUAAAACUUGCAUCGAUCUACCACGCGUCAUAAAGCUUACACGUCAUCCACACCGUCUCUCUUAUAUUCCUUAUCUACCACCACCUGCAAAGCGGUCAUGUGGGGUUUGUCGUAGAAAUGUUGACGUAAAGCAUGGAAUGUUCUCUUGCAACAAGGGCUGCUCCUACGCUAUUCACUCAAAAUGUGCGACCCACAAAGAUAUAUGGGAUGGAAUAGAUCUAGAAGACGUACCUGAGGAACCUCUUGAAGAUCUUGCUCCAUUCGAAGAAGUAGGUUACAAUUUAAUCAAGCAUUUCAGUCACGAGCAUCCUCUUAAACUUGAUGCGGAGGGGCUUGCCCAUGACGGAAGCAAGGAAUGUCAAGCGUGUUGCAGACCUGUUGAGCUUGAUGGUUUCUACAGCUGCACGAUCUUGGAUUGCGAUUUCUUUCUCCAUGCACCAUGUGCUAAUUUCCCUAAAAAGAAAGAGCAUCCGGUUCAUAAGCACCCUCUUAUGCUACAACCAGCUGAAAGAAACGAUAGGAAUUGUUGUCUUGCUUGUACAAGAGUGUACACUGGCUUCAGCUACGCAUGCUUCCAGAGCUCUUGCACCUACAACGACGACGACAGCGAAGAUGACGACAGCAUCUUCAAGGAAAUGUUUGACGACGACGACAACAUCUUCAACAUCUUUCAAGACGACGACGAUGACGAAGACAUUGACAAGGACGACGACAACGACCACAUCUUUAGAAUGGAUGUGCGAUGCGCUUCGGUUAGUGAACCGUUUGAACAUAAAGUUCAUCCACAUCCCUUGUUUCUCUUUUCUGGAAGAGAUAGCUCAUCUACUUGUGGGAUUUGCCGUGAAAGGGGUAAGAGUAUUUUCACUUUAACGUGUAAUGAUUGCAAAUACAUCAUGUGUUUUAAGUGUGCCACUAUACCUGUUGUGAUACGCUACAAGCACGAUGAACAUCUCCUCACUCUUUCUGGUGGUGAAGAUUCUAGUGAUCCAUACUGGUGCGAGAAAUGUGAGAGAAAAAUAGAUCCAAAGAAAUGGUUCUACACUUGCGAUAAAUGUUGCACCACUCUCCACAUUGAUUGUUUAUUUGGGGAUUCCAGCUAUAUCAAGCUUGGUUGGAGUAUGGACGUAGGAGAUGAUGAUGAUGAUGAUGAUGAUGGAUUGAUAUUUAUUUCCAACAAUGGUAACUCUCGACCAACCUGCGACCAAUGUGGUGUCCGUUGCCAGUCUCGCGGAUAUUUCACAGUGGAAGAUGUAUGUUUAUGCUCUAUCAAGUGUAUGUCGAAUUUUAGUGAGUGA